Aspergillus melleus is the source of this 1947-nucleotide messenger RNA. RefSeq names its product transcription factor domain-containing protein. Lineage: Eukaryota; Fungi; Ascomycota; Eurotiomycetes; Eurotiales; Aspergillaceae. Bases 1 to 1947 code for a protein of 648 amino acids. Gene Ontology annotation, molecular function: zinc ion binding; DNA binding. The record is from RefSeq and is a predicted model, not a curated record. Gene Ontology annotation, biological process: DNA-templated transcription. The transcript is spliced from 2 exons.
AUGUCCCUUGUGAACGGGGCUUUCCAGCUGCAUAAUGUAUCCACUCUUGGAAACCCGGCCACGAAUGCUCUACCUGGUGGCCAUACCCAGGAAGUCGGGCUGGAAAGCUCAAGCGACGAGGCGGGGAUGAGGGCUGCCUCACCAAGCACAAAUGCCGGUGAGAUACUAGAUAAUACCCAAAUAGUACGACCGAUGUCUCUCUUUUCAAGUCCGGCUUUGACAGACAUGAUUUCCUUGUUGCCAAACAUCGAGGCAGCUUCUCUGCUGGUGGACACCUAUUUCGAUCGCGUCCACUGGUUCAUGCUUAUCUUUCACCAGGAUGAGUUUCGUCAGCGAUGGCCCAAGCUAUAUCAACUGUCUCGGAGACAAUCACGCCAGAGUUCUCACUGGACUGGGUUCGUAAGCACGUUGCUCAUGGUCAUCGCCAUCGGGCUUCAGUAUGCCGGGCCGCAUCGACAGCGACUCCUGGCCCGUCAUGGUGUCUCCCAAGACCUGAAAGAGCGUAUUCUUUCCACAGUUAGAGCCAGGCUCCUUGAUAUAGUAUCGCUGGGAUCACUCGAGGCAGUUCAAACGUGCAUUCUGUUGGGGACCUUUUAUUUGUACCACGGCGCGCCCCGCUUGGCUUGGCCUGUAUGCGGAUGUGGACUCCGUAUUGCACAGGCUCUUCAAUUGCAUCGAAAGCUGCGGCCAUCCGGGACACAAAACUUGCACAUGCAGAAGGAGACUCGGAAACGGUGCUGGUGGGCCAUAUAUGAGAUUGAAACAUUCUGUGCCGUCUCAUAUGGCUACCCCCACAGCAUCAGAGACGCCGAUUGCGACGUCGAGCCGCUUGAUCCGUUGGCAAAGCUGCCAGUAUCUCAAUCACCGAGCUCCUUUGACGAGCCGCUCACCGGUGAACCUACUUUACUCUCAUACAAAUACUUCAUGUCGAAACUAUCGGUCAUAACCAAGCAAGCGUUGGCGGAGCUGUAUCGUAUCGGUCCUGAUUAUGCAGAAAAUGCAGCACGGGUCCCACCAUCCUCAGACCUGCGAGGCAUAAUUCGAAAAGUGGAUGAUUUCGAUUCCCGCCUUCGCCAAUGGGAUACAGAGAUUCCAGCGAAGCUUCGAUGGCAGAAUGUAGCCCAUAAUAUCAACUACACAUCACUGGAAGAGGUUGACGAGGAUAUUGGAGCAUCUGGGCCACGAUUCGAGAACCAUAUCUACCAGCUUCAAGCUUUAGCUCUUACCCUGGCCUACGAGAGCUCUCGAAUCUUGAUCUACAGGCCGCUUCUGUCUUAUAAACUCAUUAACAGGCCCGGAACUGAAAGCAUCUCGGAUGACUUCGAAUCUGCUCCGGCGAAUCCAUUAGAAGCAUCAUUGAGGAGCUGUCGUGAGGCUGCCAUCAAGAUGUCCGAAAUAUCAUCUAGUGCUAUUGUCGAUCUGGUGUCAGAAACUUACGCCGCGGGCUUCGUCAGUAUCCACACAUUCACAGCUGGAGUGGCACUAGGAAUCAUUACCAGUAUGGAUCCUUUGAAUUCACAUUCUGGGGAUACGAAGCGUGGCCUACGUCAACUCAUGGGGAUUCAGGAGAAGCUUAAGUCGCGAUCUAUCAUGGCAGAACAAGGGCUAGAGAUUUUGCAACGUUUAACAAAGUUGGUCAUGGAGAAGGAACUCAGCGUAAUGCUAGAUUUGUCAAAGCCAGGAACAACAAGUUCAAAUACGCCAAGAGCAGAUGUUCCCAGCCAAAGUGUGACCUUGAACGAUAGCUCCGCCGUCGCAAAUCCCACCAUGGCACCCCGUUAUCCAAACACUGCACCCAGGUCCAUUGGUGAUCCAACAAUGCCACCGGUGGAAACCGACCUAGCUGAUACAAGCACCAUGCUCAACGAUCCACCCUUUCAAUAUAUGGAAAACUUUGCAUUCUCCGGUGCUCUUGAUGAUUUUGACCAAGGUCGGACUCCCAUGUGA